Molecule: messenger RNA, 4121 nt
Organism: Pocillopora meandrina
Lineage: Eukaryota; Metazoa; Cnidaria; Anthozoa; Scleractinia; Pocilloporidae
Source: the annotation of a GenBank genome assembly
AUGGAUGCAUUUUGCACUGGACAAAACAAUGCUUACACCACCCUAGAUGCUUCUGGUUUGUCAGUUGGCUUACCUGCAGGACUUAUGGGUAACAGUGAAGUAGGACAUCUGAAUAUUGGAGCUGGAAGAGUUUUGUACCAGGUGUGAAAUAUAGGAAACUAUGCCAUCAUAUCUUGAUUAUCCGUAUAAUCAAAGCUAUAAUAAGAUUCUCAAACAUGAUUGGUUAUGACCAGUCAGAUUUGAGUACUAAUUGGACAGCAUAUGCAUCAUGCUUGUAAUUAGACAGUGCAAGUGUCAUGGCUAUCUAAUUGGAUCGUAGGCAUCAUGUGUGUGCACUCAGCUGUUAUGAUGCAUUUUGCAGAAUUAAUUGUAUCUUACAGAGGUGCAAUAAAUGGUUAGUUUGUUUCUCAAAUUUUGUCACAGUUUUGAUGAAUUGGCAAUAGGACUUUGUGUUGCCCAAUAUUGUCUGUAAUUGUACUCAUAAUGAACAUGUUGGACUCCUGCUUGGUGGUCGUCCCAUUUUGUUAAUCACUCAGAUUACACACCAAAUUGGAUUCUACUGAGUUCCAUUACCAUUACCAGUGAUCCUUUAUAAUCAGUAGCAGAGUUUAGGGAAGGAGGGGGAAUGUGUUUAUUCAAUGUUAAAACACAUUAGACUUACUAUAGAAAUUCUGAUUGGUUGAGAGCAUGCAGUCAAUAGUAUUUGAUGUUGACAUGAUAACCCAACAUCUGUAACAGAUAUUGGGUUAUCAUGUCAAGUUCAAAGUUUGGCUAGUUUCCAAGCCCUUCAUCCAUGCACAUGUAGUAUUCUCAAAAUUUUUCGAACUCAGAGAGAAGUGUCUGACUUCUGCAGAUUGUUUAGCAAAUUUACAAUAGAAAAAAAUAUUUGAUUCACCAAGUUUUUAUUAAACCUCACGUCUGUGUUAUCUACCUCAGCCUUCUCCUUUGGUAGAUAACUCAGAUCUUGGCAUUGAUAGUUCAUGAUAUUAUGCACAACCUCUUCCAAUAAUUGCUUAAUCAAUUGUAGAUGAUGCCAAAUAGGGUUACAACAAAAGAGGGGCACAUAAGGCACAGCUGAGUGUGUCACUGAUGUUCUUAUCACACUUUGGUGUCUUGUAUGUGUGAUUAAAAAGGAGCAUAAAGUUUUUAAUGGAGGUGUCAUCUAUAUGUCUGUCUUCCAGUGGAUCAAAAUAAGGAGCCAAUCAAAAUACAAAAAUAACUCUGAGCUCAUUAUAAUUAUAAUCAGGUAUCAAAAGGCAACAAUGAUGCAUGAAAGUUAAAUAUCUGAUUCAGGUUAUUCUCCUAGGCAAUGACAAGACACUGUUUUAGGACCCUUAAUUGUUAAAAAAAAAACUGCCAAAUGAAUUUGAUUCAGAUUUAUGAGCUGCAAAAAAAAUUGGAUCAUGAAAUAACACUCAAUCAAAUUACCCACAGCCAGUUAAGGUUUUGAAGCACAGUGAUUUGGAUGGAGAUUCAAAGUGUUCUGUAGACACAUCCUUUAAUAAUCUGUCUAAAAACAUCACUGUAGAAAGGAGAUGGUCCUUGUUAAUAAGUCCAUGGAGAUUGGGUAUGUUUAAGCCAGUGACAUAGUAAGGGUCCAUAUCAAUCUGUACACUUAUAAAAUUUGUUUAUUACAUUUGUAAUUAAAAUUAUGGCUACUUUUAAUCACUCAUGCCUUACAUUAUUGCUUGUUCUUUUUUUCGGUAGGAUAUUGUUAGAAUUAACAUGACCUCUGACAAUAAGGAGUUUUCAAAAAACAAAGUUUUUGCUGAAGCAGCAGAAAAAGCUAAGGCUUCUAAUGGAAGGUUUCAUUUAUUGGGUUUGGUGAGUAACCAUGUCUUAUUAAGAUCACUUUCAUAUAUGUCUAAACUAUACACUAAUAAUCAACAAUUAACUCUUUAACUCCCAAGAUUUCAAUAGUAAUUCUCCUUACUGUCUGCCAUAUAGUUGCUGCAAUGUUAGUUUGGAGAAUUUGAUAUUGGAUCAACAUAUAAUCCCCUAAUUAAUCUUUUCCUUUACUCUCAUAACUUUUCUGCUUGAUAUUGUAUUGAUAUUGUAAAGAGAAAUUCUGUCUUGAUCACUCAUAGGAGUUAAAGGGUUAAGUUGUUAAUCAAGUGAAGUAAUCUUGAUCUAGAUCUCACAGGACAAAUAUUUAAUUUGUCUAAAGAGGUCAUUCAUUUUUCAAGAGAGUGAGAUAAGGAAAAGAUGUGAGCCCUGCUAAAGGAAACAAAACUUGGGUCUUUGGAUUUUGCAGUCAGAUGCUCUACCAGUGCAAAUUCAUUGUUGAGUGGGGCCAUACAUACAUGUAAGGUUCAGAGAUGACAAUGCCCUUUAUACUGCUAAGAUCAACCAAAUUGAAAGUAGUCGAUCAUCAAACAUCUGAACAUCACUUACACUGUACACAGAUUUUUGAUUAUUUGGACUCACUUCUCUGGUCCCAUUUUCUUAUGAAUUCAAUAUGAAUUAAUUAGUCAGAUCUGAGAUCCUUAACAGCUUUUUACCAUCAAACAAAGCAGUGUACUGAAUCAGUGUUGAUUCUACUCCAUUAAAUUAAUACAACUUCAGAGAAUACUAGAAUUAGCAAUGUACAUACAUUGUUAGUAGCAGCUUGAAACAAACUGAUUUAGGUCAGCAUUUUAGGUUGUAAAAUGUUGGUUGUCAUAAAUUAAAGGUUUUUUGUAGGUACUUUGGGAAAUUUUGGUAGGAUGCACAAUGAUGUGAAAAUGUCCUUCAAUUCUUGGAUAAUAUUGAUUAAAUGAUAUUGGUUUUAUUUUAGGCUCAGUAAGGAGGUAUUGUGUUUAUUGUCCUUCUAAUAUUUUGCCAUGCACAUGAAAAAUGUUUACAAACAACUUACUGUAAGCAGGGUGGGAAGUGUUCUUUGGAGUGUUCUCUGCAGCUACAAACUUCAUGAAAAAAAUGAUAUCUUCCUUCUUCUGCAACAACCACAAACACUCCCUUAUCUAAUUAAAUAUUUUAAAUGAAGGCUUACACUGUAUCAUGAUGGAUUCAAGGUUUGAACAUUGGGGAAUUUCAUUUGGCUGAUAUUCUUGGAUAUCACCUAGUUUUAGCUGGGGGAUAUUCAGGUACGUGCUGCAUUUAGACCUGAGUUGCAUAUGAGCAAAAAAAGGUUUGAUGGAUCAUAAUUUCAAUUAUUCAGACUGUUCAGCCCAGUCUGCACAAACCCAGAUGAUAGAGGUGGGACUGUACUUGCACACUUGAUGUGAAAGUAUACAUUAUAGGCAAUUUUUUUUUUCUACAGGUCAGCGAUGGUGGUGUCCAUGCCCACAUCAAUCAUUUAGAGUCAAUGAUUGAUGCAGCUAAGGAGCUUGGUGUUCCCAAGUGUUAUGUUCAGUUUUUCGCUGAUGGAAGAGACACAUCUCCAACCAGUGGAGGUACAAAAUAUAUUGAAGGAAGCUACUUCACCACCAGGCCAUCCAAUAGUAAUUAAUUGUAAUAAUAAUGAUAAUAACUAGUGUCAUAAAUUAAGUGCCAAUCAAUUUGAGGCUUCAACAUCCCCACCCCAUCCCCCUCUCUCCUUUUCUGGGCAACCCAUGGAUGUUUUGACCAUUAUCUGUGCCUGGGAUGGGGAAUUUGAACCUAAAGUGUCAUGUCUUUUCAGAAGAAUACAAGUGUAUCUUUAAAUAUGGAGAUGUUUAAAGGUAAAGAGUUCAUUCAGGUCUGCAAGGUCUCGUUUUUGAAAGCCUGGUCAAGAGUAGAAAGUCAGAGUCACUGAUUUUGCCUCUAAAAUUAAAGAAGAAAACUGACCAUUUAAUCCAACACUUGGGUAUGGGCAUUCAAACACAAUUUUGCUCCCAGCAGGGAUAGGAAUUAGAACAAACCAAUCUUCAAAUCUUCAAAUACUCAAAUACUGGAUUGAGGGAGGGAUGUUGAAGCUUUGAAUUGAUUAUUAACAAUUAGUUCUCAGGAGUAAAACCCAUCAAUGAAAGAAGUAACAAAAUCUCUACUUUAACAUUUUUUAAGUGACAUAUGUGGAACAAGUCUUGAAGAAGCUGAAGGACAUCAAUUAUGGCUCACUAGCCACAGUUGUGGGCCGUUACUAUGCAAUGGACAGAGACAAGCGUUGGGAGAGAAUCCAGAUUGCUUAUGAAGCUUUGGUGCAA